UAUCCGGGCCAACCGGCCGCACCCUCCUCCCUCCGUCUCUAGCCCGGGCCAAGCCGCCCUUUUCCGCUCCCCGCCGCCGCCAUGAUCUCCUCCCCGACCGGCUUCCUCCGCACGGCGCUGCCCCAGUCGCCGCUGUCCGACCGCGACUCCAGCCUGGACCUGCCGUCCAGCCAGCGGCAGCCCCGGGACCGCGACCGUGGCCGCGACUUGGACCGGAGCCUCAGGCUGCGGCGGCAGGUUCACCUCAGCCUCGUCCGCAGGAGGAGCUCGUCCGGUAGCUUGCUGCAAGCACGUACUUACUCUGAGCCCGCUGGCUACCAGACUGCACCGUUGUUCGAUUCGUUCACAGUCCCAUUGCUGGACAGCGGCUAUGGAUACUCCAAGCACCGGAGCCAGGUGGAUGGAGCUGACUCAGGGCAGAGCCACCAGGACGCCCGGUAUUCCUCAGAGACUGGCCGUUUCCUGUCCCAGGGCUUGCAGUGCCAAGCCACCAAACCGACACGCAGGAUCGAGGUUGCUGUGGACGACAGCCCGGUCUUGGUGCGCGCUCAGGGGCACAAGGAGUCCAGGUAUCGAGGUGGGAGAUCCCCUGGGAGAAUCCGGGCAAGGUCCUACGGCCAACGCAGCUCCUCCGUGGACGUGGGUCCGACAGGUUGGUGGAGCGUUUCAAGGCCCUCUUUGUGGCGGCAUCCCACGUACCAGGCAUCGGCCGUCGGCGGCUCCACCCGGCAAAUCCACUACUCCAGGUCCUGGUCCCAUCUCGCCCAGAGACAGAGCGAGCAGGCAGUGCAAGCGGCUCGGAGUGUCCGCGGCACCUUCGUUCACCGUGUAUCCACUGACUUGGUGGGCCAACUCCCCUUGGCGGGCCACCACCCCGAACCUGUGCCAUGGGCGGCCAGUGCUUACCGGAGGGUCCAGAGCUCGCCCCUGGAGGAGCAGCUCCACGCCGUCUCGGCCAGUGUCCGCAGCUCCUCACAGAGGCUGGACCGUGUGGUGAAAUACAACUGGAACCAAACCUCAGUCCAGACCAGCGCAGACAUCGAUGCAGUCACCGAGGAGUUCAUUCCAGCCGAGACCGCCGAUCUUCAGGACCAGGCCCAGACCCAGAGCCUCGGCGAUCUCUCCAGUACUCCAGAAACCCAGGAAGCACAAGUGCCAUCUAUGACUGCUUCUUGCAGCACGAGUGUCGAUGGGGAGUGGACCAUGGACACCGCCGUCGCCGCCCUGGCCCAUGACAAGAUGGAGUACGUGGUGUACGGAGCUAACUUCAUCCAACACGAGUGCUUCCAGAGGCCCGAAGCCAAGAAGGAGCUGUACGAGUUGGAUGGGAUUGAGCGGCUGAUGCAGCUGCUGAGCAACGAGGAGGUGGAGGUGCAGCGGGCAGUGUGUGGGGCCAUCCGGAACGGCGUGUUCGAGGAGAACGACAGCAAGCUGGAGGUGAGGGACCAGGGCGGGCUGCAGAAGCUGGUGCAGCUGCUGGGCCACACCAAGGACAUCGAGACAAGGAGGCAGAUUACCGGUUUAAUGUGGAACCUGUCUUCGAAUGAGCAGCUGAAGAGUGAGCUGAUCGAAGAGGCCCUGCAUCCACUCAACUCGUCGAUCAUCAUUCCGUACUCGGGCUGGCCCGACGGGGACGUCAAACCCAUGGACGUGGAUCCCGACAUCUUCUACAACACCACCGGCUGCUUGAGGAACCUGAGUUCAGCGAGUCCCGAAGGCCGGAAACAGAUGCGGGAAUGCGAGGGGUUAAUCGAUUCGCUGGUCCUCUACAUCCAGUUCACCAUCGCCAACAACCAGGAGGACGAUAAGUCGACAGAGAACUGCACAUGUGUCCUGCACAAUCUGGCCUUCCAGCUGGAGAACGAGCUGCCCAGUGCCUACACCGAGCGUCUGGGCUGGAGGAAACACCUGGGGCAGCAGAAGUCGCCCGGGUGUUUCGGAGGCCGCAGCCCCAAGCCGAAGGAGGAGGGUGUGACGGAGAAUGUGUGGGCGGAGGAGAUGAACCCACCGCAGGGCGUGGCGUGGCUGUGGCAUCGGCUGGUAGUGCGGAUGUACCUCUCCCUCAUCGCCCGCAGUACCCGCACCUGCACACAGGAGGCGUCGCUCGGAGCGCUGCAGAACCUCACGGCCAGCACCGGACCCAUGGGGACGGCCAUCACAGAGAGCAUCAGCCGGGGGGAGCGGGGGCUGCAGCAUCUCCGCCGCACGCUGCACUCCCCCAACUCCCGCGUCUGCAACGCCACCCUCUGCCUGCUGCGCAACAUGAGUCGCCACCCUGGGGUGCAAGCCGAGCUGGCGGGCACUCUGGUGCCGGACCUGGCUACGGUGCUGCCUGUGGCGGUGAACUCGGUGACGCCGGACGACACGACUGCCCUGAUCUGCCAGGUGAUGCAUGCGUUGCUGCAGGGACGGCCGCAGCUGACCCGCACCAUGGCGCAGGGACCCGCGCUGCCCAGCCUCGUGGAGCUGAGCCGCCGCGAACAGAACGCCCCCAGCAGUGCCAGCAAGGCUGCAUCCAACCUGCUCUACAACCUCUGGCUGUUCCGGGACUUGCACAGUGUGUACAAGAAGGCCGGUUUCACAAAAUCGGAUUUCAUCAACACUCGGACGACCAAGGUCUACCACUCACUGCGGGAUCGUAAGACGUCGCUCUGAGUCCAGCCGCCUCUCACUGGUCCUGAUCGAAGACCCUCCACUCUGGGCCAGUUACCCUCGGGAGAGUGAUCGGUGAAAUUCCAACAAUCCCGCUUCUUUAUCCACAUGGAAACUGCCUUGCGACACCUUGGAAGUUUCCAGAAGUCGGCCCCAUGCUCGGCCCCAUGCUCGGCCCCACAUUAUCAGACGCUCAAACAACAGUGGUGGAGUUAGAUUGCCCACUGUGGGCCGACUCUGCAGAACAUUACAGUCUGUGCAUAAUCCAUGGCUAAUCUUCAAAGAGGAAGUUAACAGGACAUAGAACACUACAGCACAAGAACAAACCCUUUAGCCCACAAUGCCAGUGCCGAACAUAAUGCCAUGACCAGCUCUCAUCUUUUUUUUUUUUUUUUUUUUUUACAAAUAUUUUUAUUAGAAGCACAUAUUAUGGUAAAGACAUUUCAUGUAUAUCAGUCGUACCUUAUUAAUAUUAAGACCAGCUCUUAUCUGCCUGCACAUCCUUUCAUAUCCUUCCAUUCCCUGCAUAUCCAUCUAACAAUCUCUUAAAUCGGCCUCAUGUUCCGGGUACCCAC
Messenger RNA from Amblyraja radiata (thorny skate), 3227 nucleotides. Its product is annotated as plakophilin-2. Gene Ontology annotation, biological process: intermediate filament bundle assembly; heart development; desmosome organization. The transcript is spliced from 13 exons. Bases 82 to 2655 code for a protein of 857 amino acids. The record is from RefSeq and is a predicted model, not a curated record. Gene Ontology annotation, cellular component: nucleus; cytoplasm; adherens junction. NCBI's taxonomy places the organism in Eukaryota, Metazoa, Chordata, Chondrichthyes, Rajiformes, Rajidae. Gene Ontology annotation, molecular function: protein binding.